UGGUGUUUUUCAAACCAUCGUAUUGUGACAAAUAAACCACAAAUUUAGCAGCCUACUGUGGCCGAUUCCAUGAACGAAAUAUUCUACCCGUUAAAUCCCAAUGAGUAGUUCCAACUUCAAACCCGCUGACCCCCCUCACCGGGAUGAAAAAGGGAAUAGGCUGCCAACGCCUAUUACUACCAGCAUCCGUGAUGACAAAACGAUGGUGGUCCGAGGGAUGACACCGCAGAUCAUCAGCGUCCCUGGCCGGGAUGAGAAGAGCUUGAACAUUGCAAGGAUGCCCCAAACGUUAAGCACACCAGACAUAGUGAAAGCCAGCACCAUCGCAGGUUUGACAGGGGCAAAAGCCGUGGUGACUAAACCUCUCAUUCCCGUGCCACAGUCUGUUACUCAUACACUGCACAUUGGUGUCCCCAAGGUUAGUGUUGGAAGCAAACCAAUGCUGAACCCAGUGAUGCCACUCCAGACCCAGGUGACAGCCAUUGCAGCGAAAAGCCAGAUGAAACCAAAGCAAAAAGGAAUCUUGAAUAUGCAAGAUGUGCGAUCUCAUCACCCUGGACAUGUCACCAUAGCAACCAUGCCAUCACAUACUCAGCCAGCUGUUGUCUCCUCUAUACAGCAGGUCACAACAGGACAUCCUCAACCCUUGGUCUCGCCACAAAUACCAACAAGUCUAACACACAAUUUGGCCUCUCAGUUGCAUCAUGGAGCACAACAUGCGGGGAUGAUACCGUCAAUAAUUACUGCGUCACAGAAGGCCGCGAUGCCCCAGCGCGUUGCGACACCUCCACAGUCUCACCUUGUUGGUAAUCAAUUCCCGUCUCAUGUUCCACGGGGUGCUGCAGCAGCAUCUGCCCUCAAUGUACCAAAAGGAUCGGUAGCAACUGCCGUCAGACCUUCGAUUACCCCAACCAGUGAUCAACACAGGACAAUAGUGUCAAGUCAUCCGACCACCUGCGCACCAUCAGUUCAGAUCACAAUCCAGCAAUCUGCGCGCACAAUGGAUCUCCAGCACCGGCCUGUUCUACCACAGUACACAGGGUCACAUGCCGCCCCAACCACUGCAAAGACGGUCCAUCUCCCCCAGCCUCAGCAGAAGUUGAUUAUUUCCACAUCGCCUCAUGGUGCGGUUGGACCACAUCAAACUAUAACAACAGUGGCGAUACCAAAAUCAGUGGCAUCCCUUGUUUCCACAUCAUCAUCAGGCGUGGUACUUGCAACCACAACUGCUGCAGCUCCUGUGUCAAUACCCAUCGCUAAAGUUCACCCUCAGAGACAGCUAAUGCACCCUGCACAGACGUCAGCAGACUUCACGAGGACAGAAGCGAAUGUAGCUUCUACGACACAAGGAUUGUUCCUUUCACAAGCCCAUAGGGGUGCUGCAACGACAAUGGCUAGUGUGCCUCUUACGACCACUCAUACGGACACACGUUCGACCCUUCCACAAGUUCUGAACACCUACCAUAGGUUGCCUGCUGGAUCUUUCAGCGGUUUUGAAUACAUGACCAGCUACCAUCAAGGAAUGCCGGCAAUGCAGUAUAGUCACAUUGCUGGCUCGCAGCCUUCUUUUGUGGCGGCUAGUACCGGUUCAAGUACGAGGCAAGUUACUCCCUCCCAGACCCCAAACCUGGCUGCUACGCUUCAGGCCCAUAAUAAUGCUGCAACCACCGCCACAGCAGUGAAAAUGACCCCGGUGAUGGUAUCUAUGGAACCCAAACCUCCUCGACAACUCUCCAUACGCUCUCCUCAAUACACGGCGGCCACUGAAGUGACGCAUGGCAUUUCUGGAGGAGACUCUAACCUCAUCACCACAUCAACGCCAGGUCAGCUGCUUGGCUUUGCAGCCCAACAGGCCAGCACCUUAAUGCCAUCAAACUCGCAGAAUAACACUACCACAAACCUCAAUGCAUCGCCGCGACCAAGCAUACUGCGGAAAAGACCAAAUGAUGGUCAGUCCAGUGUUGUGAAGAAGUCUUUAAAUCUCAGUGACAGUGCUGCGAGCAGUCCAAAGCUUGACUCGGGCCCGAUGUCUGCUGCCAGUUCGCCCAAACCCCUCAUCGAUGCAUGUUCUCGGGAGAACAGCCAGUCAUCUACGGACACGGCCUCAUCGGCCGAGAACAGUAACCAGAGUCCACCGGUUGCCAUGCAGACGACAGAGGUCAAGGUCAAGCAGGAACCGAUGGAAACAACGGAAAAUGGUUUAAUAUUAUCGAGUGGCGCGACAACGCCGGCUAUUUCGCAAUCUAAUAGCAUGGAAGCUUCACCUCGGAAAAAGCCUCGGAAGCAAUUAUUAAAUGCCAAUGAAGAACUAAAAGAUGAGCCAGUAUCGUACUCAUCCGGCGACAAUAUCGACGACCUCCUGGACACAUCAUUUGAGAAUGACGGAGACAAGGACUCUUUCAUCGAUGACGAGGGAACGCGGUGGGUUAAUAUGCGGCGAAGGAACCAGGUGGCGCUUUUAAACUUUUACAGUUGUACGUGGAAGGCAAAGAACAACCAUUUUUAUCGGCAAGCAGAUGUCAAAAUCAAAGAUGAAAGGCGUCCAACAGUGAAUGAACUGUCAAACCAAAAGGGUAUUAUGCAAAAAACAAGUGGCUGGAAACUGUAUCACUUAGCAGCACAGUUAGAAGAUAUGAACGAUUGUGAGAAAGAUGUGAAGUCCAAAAUGGGAGGAAUCCAGGAUUCAUUGAUACCGAAGGGCAAGCACUCGCCUUUGAUUGAUGAGGAGAUGUCACGGGUACAUGAUCUAACACAGGGCAAUAUUCAGCGGUCACAGCUAAUAGUUGACCAAUUGGAAGAAGCGAGGUCAUCAAUGAUCAAAAUCCUCGAUCACAAACAGAAAAUCAUGGAGAUUGUAAACAAACACCACAGUAAACGGCCCGUCAAGAAAAAGGAGCGGAGUUAGUCCCGAGGGAUUUUAUAUGUACAGUGUUUAUAGUGUACAAUGUAUAUCUAUGCUAUAAAGGCCAGCCCAAAAAAUAUGUUUGCUUGGAGUGACAUUUGCAUACCUUCAUGUAAUGAAUCUUUUUUAAUCGACAAAUAUUUUUUGGUUUGUCCUGGAAUUGUGCAUUUUCGCAGUUCAGAAUACGCAGUAUCUGUCCCCCAGUUUAUUAUUAUUGAUAAAGAUGUUACUGCAAGCCAACAGUUGUUUAAGGCUGGUCCUAUAUUACACCAUAUUUCAUGGUGCUGUCCAAUGAUAAUGAGAUCAAGUCGCAGAUAUGAGGGUCUGUUUGAUCAAAUUAUGUAUAGGUGGCUCUGCCUCUUGUGCUCCUCAAAUUGAAAUGAUUUUGGUACAAAGUUUCUAAAUAUGAUUUAUCUGUAUAGCUUAUUUUGCCCGAAGGGUCAUGAAAAUGUUCGAGUUGUGCCCGAAACUAAAUCAAAUGUUGCUUUCUACUGGGUAUGCAGGGUUUAAACCUGUGUUUACCUUUCCAAAGUAUUUCUCCCAGAUUUUACCAGAUCAGUCGAGCAAUGUCUCAAGGUCGGUGUGAUAAUGCCACUUCAGAUUAUAUAAGUUAUUCUUUUGUUUUUUAUCAGUUCAUGUAUGUAACUACAUGUAUUUGGAAUAUUAGAAACAAACUCCUUGUGUUUUGAAUGAAUCCUGAAUUUACGCAAAUAUCAAUUUAUUUCGAAACCGGAAGUGUCAAACCCCCAGUUGAUAAUUAUGAUAAUUUUCAAGGCAGCUGUUAUGGUAUCAGGUUACUAUCUUCAACUGGUUUUCCCAAAGAAUUGGGGGGGGGGGG
Lineus longissimus is the source of this 3740-nucleotide messenger RNA. RefSeq names its product histone deacetylase complex subunit SAP130-like. Gene Ontology annotation, biological process: negative regulation of transcription by RNA polymerase II. The coding region runs from base 101 to 2905 and encodes 934 amino acids. The record is from RefSeq and is a predicted model, not a curated record. NCBI's taxonomy places the organism in Eukaryota, Metazoa, Nemertea, Pilidiophora, Heteronemertea, Lineidae. The transcript is spliced from 15 exons. Gene Ontology annotation, cellular component: Sin3-type complex.